UGUGCGCCUCUUAAAAAUGUGUCACACAUUGAUACGUCAAAGUAACACAAAUUAGUUUUGUAAAAUUAAGUUUUAUGAAGUUUUUUACACGAAAGAUUCUUCAAUGGACUGUAAGGAUAUUAAGGUAGAGGUGAAGGAAGAGUUGGUCUAUGAAGAUAUUAUUGUUAAGGAAGAAUAUUCCCUAGAGGAGCAAGAAGUCCAGUACGAUCAACUAGAAGAAAUUCCCAAAGAGAGCAAACCUCCGGUAAUUAAAUUCGAGAUAACACAAAUUGGUGAUCAGCCUAAAAAGAAAAAACGAAAAAUCAGAUGUCAGAUUUGUUGGAAGUCAUUUGAGAAUAAGGGCAGUCUCAGAGCUCAUAGUAUAGUCCACAGAGGAGAGGAGAAUUUCCACUGUUACUUCUGUUCCAAAGCAUUUUCCCGGAAAACUAGCCUGCGACAGCAUUUGAUUAUCCACGUGGAAAAGCAUCCAGUGGUUUGCAGUAAAUGCAACAAGCCUUACAAGAAUUCCAAAUGCCUGAAACAACAUAUGGCCAGGCACCUUUCCAAGCGACACAUAUGCAAUACGUGUGGAAUGCGCUUUAUAUUCGUAACAGAACUCAACAGUCACAUCCUCAAAGUGCACAAAGAAAAGGACUUUCAGGAAUUAUUUAAGCAAGAAGUCUGCAAAUUUUGUGGUAAAAAAUUCUACAAGAAAUACGACUAUGAUGCCCAUCAAUCUGUCCACAGCAAUGAAAGACCAUUUGAAUGUUCUGUUUGUUUUAGUAAAUUCAAAGCAAAAUCCUAUCUGAGGAUUCACUUUAAGAACAAACAUUCUGACACUAAACCCAUCAUUUCCUGCAAUGUCUGUGGAAAAAUAUUCAAUAGAAAAGCAGAUAUGGAUUUUCACAAGAUAAUCCAUGCACCUGAGAAGAUUAUACCAUGCAAUUACUGUCAUAAAAAAUUCGCUCACACAAAGUACCUAAAAAAUCACAUGAAAGUCCACAAGGAUUUGUUUUUACCCCAUCCCAUUAAUUCAGUUUAUAUUAAACCAGAUCCAGAUUAUCCUGGUGAUAUGGAUCAAAAAAUAGAGACUAAUGGACAAAAUGUACAGAAAAAAGUGAUUUUGUCGAAAUAAUUGAACAAAAAAAAACAAUACCGAAAUGAGAAUUAAUUAAAUAAUUACAUUAUAAAAAAA
Messenger RNA from Phlebotomus papatasi, 1174 nucleotides. RefSeq names its product putative zinc finger protein 840. The transcript has 2 exons. The record is from RefSeq and is a predicted model, not a curated record. Gene Ontology annotation, biological process: regulation of transcription by RNA polymerase II. NCBI's taxonomy places the organism in Eukaryota, Metazoa, Arthropoda, Insecta, Diptera, Psychodidae. Gene Ontology annotation, cellular component: nucleus. The coding region runs from base 104 to 1114 and encodes 336 amino acids. Gene Ontology annotation, molecular function: DNA-binding transcription factor activity, RNA polymerase II-specific; RNA polymerase II transcription regulatory region sequence-specific DNA binding.